Messenger RNA from Oppiella nova, 344 nucleotides. The record is from the annotation of a GenBank genome assembly. NCBI's taxonomy places the organism in Eukaryota, Metazoa, Arthropoda, Arachnida, Sarcoptiformes, Oppiidae.
ACCAAGAGAUCAAAGAUGUGAUCAAAAUGUGUAAAACUUUAACCGCGUUUAGAGGGCUACCAGAGAGCGAUCAAAUAGUUUUGCUUAAAUACGCCAGUCUUGAGAUCAUUGUCAUACAAAUGAUCCUCAAGUUUGACUUUGACGGACAGUUUUGGGACAUUAUUACGGAGAGUCAUUACUCUCACCUAGUUCAUUUGGAGCUCUUAAAGUCUGGUAAUACUUAUGUGAAUCACAAAAGCUUUUUAAGAAACAUGGGCCAGGAAUGGGACUCAGACCAAUUGAGCGCAAUAUUGCUAUUUAAUGCCGAGAGACCAAACCUUAUGGACAGAGACUUAGUUAAGUGA